GGCGGCCACCUGGCCCGGGCCACCCCGUCCAGGAGGAGCAUCAGCAAAGUGGUGUACGAUGACCACGAGAGCGAGGAGGAGGACGAGGACGAGGACAUGGUCUCCGAGGAAGAGGAGGAGGAAGAGGGGGACCCCGAGGAGACGCAGGACUCCGAGGAGGAGGAGGAGGAGGAGGAUAUUAUGGAGGAGGACGACGACGACGAUGACUCCGAUUAUCCCGAGGAAAUGGAAGACGACGACGAUGCCAGCUAUUGCACCGAGAGCAGCUUCAGGAGCCACAGCACCUACAGCAGUACCCCAGGUAGAAGAAGACAGAGAGUACAUCGCCCUCGUUCUCCAAUAUUGGAAGAAAAAGAUAUCCCACCUCUUGAAUUCCCUAAAUCCUCUGAGGACUUAAUGGUGCCCAAUGAGCAUAUAAUGAAUGUUAUAGCCAUCUAUGAAGUCCUGAGGAACUUUGGCACCGUUUUACGCUUAUCUCCUUUUCGUUUUGAGGACUUCUGUGCUGCCCUCGUUAGUCAAGAGCAGUGCACACUUAUGGCAGAGAUGCAUGUAGUGCUUUUGAAAGCAGUUUUACGUGAAGAAGACACUUCAAAUACUACCUUUGGACCUGCUGACCUGAAAGAUAGUGUUAAUUCCACACUAUAUUUCAUAGAUGGAAUGACAUGGCCAGAGGUUCUGCGGGUAUAUUGUGAGAGUGACAAGGAGUACCAUCAUGUUCUUCCUUAUCAAGAAGCAGAGGACUAUCCUUACGGACCAGUACAAAAUAAAAUCAAAGUUCUGCAGUUUUUAGUGGAUCAGUUUCUUACAACGAACAUUGCUCGUGAAGAAUUGAUGUCUGAAGGGGUGAUACAAUAUGAUGACCACUGUAGGGUUUGUCACAAACUUGGGGAUUUGCUUUGCUGUGAAACUUGCUCAGCGGUAUACCAUUUAGAGUGUGUGAAACCACCUCUUGAGGAGGUACCAGAGGAUGAAUGGCAGUGUGAGGUCUGUGUGGCACACAAGGUACCUGGUGUAACUGACUGUGUUGCUGAAAUCCAAAAAAAUAAACCAUAUAUUCGACACGAACCUAUUGGAUAUGACAGAAGUCGGAGGAAAUACUGGUUUCUAAAUAGAAGACUCAUUAUAGAGGAAGAUUCAGAAAAUGAAAAGGAUAAGAAACUUUGGUACUAUAGCACAAAGGUCCAGUUGGCAGAAUUAAUUGAUUGCCUAGAUAAAGAUUACUGGGAAGCUGAGCUUUGUAAAACUCUAGAAGAAAUGCGUGAAGAAAUUCAUCGACAUAUGGAUAUAACUGAAGACCUGACUAAUAAAGCACGUGGAAGUAACAAAUCGUUCCUUGCUGCUGCAAAUGAUGAAAUUUUGGAAGCUACCAAAUCCAAAAAAGGAGGUGACAUUGAAGAUGCUAAGAGUCCAGUUCCAGAAGAAGCAGACAAGGACAAAAAUGAAUCUGAAAAUAAUAGCCAAAAAGAUUCUGAGAAAAGCAAACAAGAGCUUUCAGAUCAACCCCAGGAGAAAAGCAAAGAAGAAAAAACAACUGGUGGUGAUUCUGAGAAAGGAAAACCAGAGGAGCCAAAAGAUGUUGGGGAUAAAGGUAACUCUGUGUCAACAAAUACUGGCGACAACACAACAAAUACUUCUUCAGGAGAGACUAGUCCCUCUGAAGGGAAGAGCACAGUGGGGUGCCCCUCAGAAACUCAUGAUAGCAACAACAUGGCAGAGAAGAAGGUGGCUCCUGAGCUACCCCAGGAUGUACCAGAAGAAUCUACCAAGUUGAAUGAUGGCAGUAGUACUGCUACCGUCCCCAGCCUGCCUUACACCGAAAACAGCAACAGCAGCAGUGAACUAAAUUCUUCACAGAAUGAAUCUUUCACUAAAACAUCUGACGAUCCUGAAAAUGGAGAAAGGGAAUCUCAUACACCUUUCUCUGUUCAAGAGGAAAUAGAUUUCAAAUCGGAGAAGUCUAAUGGAGAAAGAAGUGAUUCCCCUGGAACAGGGAAAGGUACACCUGGCUCAACACGAAUGGUCACAAGAUUACGAAAUCCAGACAGCAAGCUGAGUCAGCUAAAGAGCCAACAGGUUGCUGCAGCAGCACAUGAAGCAAAUAAAUUAUUUAAGGAAGGCAGAGAGGUCCUGGUAGUUAACUCUCAAGGAGAAAUUUCACGAUUGAGCACCAAGAAGGAAAUCAUUAUGAAAGGAAAUAUCAACAACUUUUUCAAGCUAGGUCAAGAAGGGAAAUAUCGUGUCUACCACAAUCAGUACACCACCAAUUCUUUUGCACUGAACAAACACCAGCACAGAGAGGACCAUGAUAAGAGAAGGCAUCUUUCACAUAAAUUUUGCUUGACUCCAGCGGGGGAGUUCAAAUGGAAUGGUUCUGUACAUGGGUCCAAAGUACUUACAAUAUCCACCCUGAGGUUAACCAUCAUCCAGCUGGAAAACAACAUCCCUGCACCAUUCCUGCAUCCCAAUUGGGCCUCUCACAGGUCAAAUUGGAUCAAAGCGGUUCAGAUGUGUAGCAAACCUAGAGAAUUUGCUUUGGCUUUGGCCAUUUUGGAAUGUGCCAUUAAGCCAGUUGUCAUGCUGCCAAUCUGGCGAGAAUCUUUAGGACAUACCAGAUUACACAGAAUGACAUCCAUUGAAAGAGAAGAAAAGGAGAAAGUGAAAAAAAAAGAGAGAAAACAGGAGGAGGAAGAAACAAUGCAACAAGCCACAUGGGUGAAAUAUACAUUUCCAAUCAAACAUCAGGUUUGGAAACAAAAAGGAGAAGAGUAUAGAGUAACGGGCUACGGUGGUUGGAGUUGGAUUAGUAAAACACAUGUUCAUAGGUUUGUCCCUAAAUUGCCUGGAAAUACUAAUGUGAAUUACAGAAAAAUAUUAGACACCAAAAAUCUUGACGCUGGUGAAAAUGAGUGUGAACUUGAUAAAAGAAGAAGUCUAACGCGAAGUCCAACAAAAGUAAAAUUGGAGACCAGUUCUCAGAAAAGUAAAGCAAGUGAUUCAGAAAUGCUACAAGAAAUAGACCAAACUGAAAUGGAAACUACAAAAAUUUCUGAGAAGAAAGACCAAACUAAGGAAGAAAGUACAGUGCUUAAAGAAAAACCUGAAGUUGAUAUGACCUCUUCAGAUGUAGUUGCUACAAAAGAAAAAGAUGAGAAAGGAAUGCUUAAUUCUGAAAGUAAUAAGCCUAUCAAGGAAGAACCUAUGGAGAUAGAUGAAGUAAAAACAGAUUCAUCCACAAGAUGUGAGGAAAAUUCUUUUAAAGCAGAUGUAAUUAAUGUCAGUGAGGGUUUUCAUCUAAGGACUAGUUACAAAAAGAAAGUAAAAUCAUCCAAAUUAGAUGGACUACUUGAAAGGAGAGUGAAGCAGUUUACAUUGGAAGAAAAACAGCGCCUUGAAAAAAUGAAGCUGGAAGGAAAGACUUCUGUAGGUCCCCUGAAAAGCAUGGCUGAAUCAUGUGUAUUAGUGAAAGCAAAAGAGGGGGGUCAAGCCAACAUUACUGAUCAGGAGAAAACACAGGGUUCAGAUAGUAACAGAACAGAAGAUCUAAUUCAAGAAUGUUCACAAAAUAAUGAAAACUCUACUAUUAGGAUCAGUGGCUCUGAUGUAACUUAUACAGGUAAACAUUCCACAAAAGGUCAGGCACUAGAAAAAGUCUCCAUUCAGAGCCCAGAACCAGACUUCCAGAAACAAAAUUCUGUCAUCAGUGAUGUAUCAGAACCUGCAAUUGCUGAUAAAUGUCAGAAACAAGACAGGCUUAAAGCAAAAGAACAUGAUGCCCUCAAUGUGGAUGACCAACCAGUCAGUCAAGAUGAAAAAAGUAUGUUGGCCACUAAAAAGGAAAAUGAUUUCCUGCCGGUAAAUACCACUGUUUCUCUUUCUGAAAGUGUUUCAGAACCAGUGGUUCAUGAAAGUACCUGUGACACAGAUGUUCCAGCUACCUCUGAAGCAGCAGCUUUGGGAGAAAAAUAUGGAAAACAGGCAUGUGACUCUGAAAAUAAUAGCACUUUGGAAAAGAGCUCUGAAUCUUUAUUCACUCAGGACAGUAACGAAGAGGAUGUGCUUGCACAGAACAGCCAUAAAAGUAAUUUAAAAUGCUCCAUAGGGAACCAGGAACAAGUUCUUGAAGGUCUAAAAUUAGUUUCAGACAUGUCUUCUGAAAAGCAGACUCUUGAACCCAGAGAAAAAGCCAGUGGUGAUAUGUUGCACUGUAAAAUAACUGAAGCUAAUGGUGAAAAACCAAGUCAAGAGCAGAAAUUAGAGAGCUCAGUGAAUAAAUGUCAUCAUCAAAUAAAUCUAAAGAACAUAAUAGACAAAAAGAAUAGCGAAAAUGGAGAUACUGAGAAAAAGGGAGAGAAAGAAAUAGCAACUACAUUUCAAAUUAAUGGGAAAGAUAACGAAUUUAAGGUAUUUUCAAAAGAUGAAUACGUGAAAGAGAUCUCUGAUAGUAAGGUAGGAACCGGUAAUGUUGAACCAAAGGUUAAUAGUAUUAAAACAAUUCCUGAACAUGAGAUCAAGCCAUUAAUUGUUAAGGAAGCUCCUGUAAAGCCAUUCAUGAAUGGAGAUGUCAUCAUGGAAGAUUUCAACGAAAAAAGUAACUUGAACACAAAAUCAUGUUUACUUAGUUCUUCAGAUAUUGAUGGUAAAUACCAAGGUAACGUGGAAAAUCUAACCUCAAUCAAAGGGCCCAAGAGUAUGCAACAUUUGGUUGAAAAACACCAUUCUAAUGAAAAAGCUGCUUCUGUUGAUGGUCCUUCCAUAGCAUCUUCACCAUCGUGUAAAGAGAGCAGCUCAGUUAAUCAAGUAGAAAAUAUGGAGGUUGAAACCUCAGAAAUUAAAAAAGUUCCUCCGUCACCUGUUACUUCUGGUGAAGAGUCUAACCUAAGUAGUGAUUUUAAUGAUCAGAAUGGUGUGCCUGCUAACAAAAUGGAAAAUGGCAAUGGAAAUGCUACAAGAAAAACAGUGAUCACAGAAGUCACCACAACAACAUCAACUGUGGCCACAGAAUCAAAAACUGUGUUUAAAGUUGCAGAAGUAGUGGCCUCCCAAGGUGAUCAGCAAUCGGUGGUCUCCUCUACUGAAAAUUGUGCCAUGUCCACUGUAACCACCACCACUACUACUGUUACAAAACUGAGCACACCCACUACUGGCAGUAAUGUAGAUGUCAUCUCUGUGAAGGAGCACAGUAAAACUGUUGUUACAACAACAGUCACUGAUUCACUGACCACUCCAGGGGGCACAUUAGUAACAUCAAUGACUGUGAGCAAAGAGUAUUCUACAAAAGACAAAGUAAAACUAAUGAAAUUUUCCAGACCUAAGAAGACUCGUUCUGGCACAGCUCUGCCAUCCUAUAGGAAAUUUGUUACAAAGAGCAGCAAAAAGAGCAUAUUUGUUUUGCCUAAUGAUGACUUGAAAAAGUUGGCCAGAAAAGGUGGCAUCCGAGAGGUACCUUGUUUUAAUUACAAUGCGAAACCUGCCUUGGAUAUAUGGCCAUAUCCAUCUCCAAGACCUACUUUUGGUAUCACAUGGAGAUAUAGACUUCAGACAGUAAAGUCAUUGGCUGGAGUAAGUCUUAUGUUGCGGUUGCUCUGGGCGAGUUUAAGGUGGGAUGAUAUGGCAGCCAAAACUCCUCCUGGGGGAGGGACUACUCGAACAGAAACAUCAGACACAGAAAUUACAACAACUGAAAUAAUUAAGCGAAGAGAUGUUGGUCCAUAUGGCAUUCGAUCAGAAUAUUGCAUCAGGAAAAUCAUCUGUCCCAUUGGUGUUCCAGAGGCUCCAAAGGAAACGCCUACACCUCAGAGGAAAGGGCUUCGAUCAAGUGCAUUGAGGCCAAAGAGGCCAGAAACACCUAAGCAAACAGGCCCUGUUAUAAUUGAAACCUGGGUAGCAGAAGAGGAAUUGGAGUUAUGGGAGAUCCGGGCAUUUGCGGAAAGAGUGGAGAAGGAAAAGGCGCAGGCAGUUGAGCAGCAGGCUAAGGUUAGUGAACAGAAGAAGGCCGAGGAGUUCAAGGCCCAAAUGGAGGCUCAACUAAAACAGCAACGAUUGGCUGCCCAGCAGAAACGAUUGGAGCAGCAGAAACAGCUACCAGCAGUAAUUGCAGCCUCUACCACUACUACAACAAACAGUACCACCAGCACAGUCUCCACCCCGCAGAAAGUUGUGGUAGCCCCUAUAAGUGGCCCAGUUACUACUGGAACCAAAGUGGUACUCACAACUAAGGUUGGAUCUCCAGCCACAGUGACAUUCCAGCAGAACAAGAACUUCCAUCAGACAUUUGCUACCUGGGUUAAACAAGGCCAGUCAAGUUCAGCCACCAGCACAGCUGCUACAUCUGCUACAACCAUUGCCAGCACAGGUCAGACGUUCCAAAUUACAGGCAGUCCAGUUACUAUGGCAGGAAAAGUAAUUACCAAACUACCGCUUCCUGCAAAUAGCAAGAUUGUUGCUGUAAAUGUGCCAACAACACAAGGAGGUGUUGUUCAGGUUCAACAGAAAGUCCUGGGUAUCAUUCCAUCAAGUACAGGUGCAAGUCAGCAAACCUUUACUUCAUUCCAACCAAGAACAGCUACAGUCACUAUUAGACCAAACACCCCAGGCACUGUAGGUACCACAAGUAACUCACAGGUAAUCACAGGGACUCAGAUCCGUCCUGGUAUGACAGUGAUUAGAACACCACUCCAACAAUCAACCCUAGGAAAGACAAUUAUUCGAACACCUCUGAUGGUACAGCAAGGUAUUCUUCCAGCCAGUCAGACUCAACAGGUAGUAACUCAGAUCAUCAGGGGGCAGCCUGUUUCCACUGCAGUGUCUAGUCCUAGUGCAGCAUCUUCAAGCUCUGGACAAAAGGUAGUAACAUCAGGAGCACCUGUACCACAUAUACAGCCUCCAUCCUCCACCCCACAGCCUCCUCGGCCACAGCAAGGACAAGUGAAACUUACAAUGGCUCAGCUCACCCAGUUAACACAAGGCCAGGGUGGCAGUCAGGGUUUGACUGUUGUAAUUCAAGGACAGGGGCAAACUACUGGACAACUGCAGCUGAUUCCUCAAGGGGUAACAGUGAUUCCAGGGCCAGGCCAACAAUUAAUGCAAGCUGCAAUGCCAAAUGGUACCAUUCAGCGAUUUCUUUUCACCCCUUUACCUACGACAGCUGCAGCGGCCAGCACUACAACAACAGUUUCCACCUCAACGUCAGCUACAAGUGAGCAGAAACAAACCACACAGACUCAGGCUCAGCCCAUCCAAACCCUGCCAUCAGCUCAGCAAUCAGGUCAGAGUCAGCCACAAGCCCCACCUCCUACUGUUCAGCCUCCAGCUCAGCCCCAGCCCCAGUCCCCGAGCCAAGCUCAGCCCCAGCCACAAGCCCAGCCCGAGGCCCAGACUCACGCUCAAGUCCAAACCCAAGCAUCGGCUUUGUCCCCCGUCACUUCUGAAGCACAGCCCGUCCCAACACAUUCAGACAAGACUGCAGUCACAAUACAAUGUCAGUCUCAAAGCCAGGUCCAAGGACAGUCUCCGGUUCGAGUCCAGAGCCCACCGCAGGCUCGAGUGCUUCCACCAGCUUCAUCCAACGGACCCACUGUGUGUCAAGCCUUGGUGCAGACAACAGCUUCACAACCAGUUCAAAUUCAGCCACAUACGUCGAUUCAGAUUCAGUCCCAAGUACAACAGCCAUCGCAGCCCCAGCUCCAAUCUUCCAUACAAACUCUCCCAACAACACAAACUUUGAAUCAAGUUACUGUAACCUCCCCGUCCCGUCCUCAGCUCCAGAUCCAGCAGCCGCAGACACAAGUCAUUACUGUGCCUCAGCUACAACAGCAAGUUCAGGUUCUCUCUCAGAUUCAGUCACACGUCGUGGCUCAGAUACAGGCUCAGCAGGGUGUUGUUCCUGGGCAAAUCAAACUUCAGUUACCUAUUCAGAUUCAGCAAACCAGCCCUGUACAGGCUCACCAGAUCCAGAAUGUGGUCACUGUGCAAGCAGCCAGCGUACAAGAACAAUUACAAAGGGUUCAACAACUCAGGGAACAACAGCAAAAGAAGAAACAGCAGCAGAUAGAAAUUAAACGUGAACACACCCUCCAAGCUUCUAAUCAAAGUGAAAUCAUCCAAAAACAGGUGGUGAUGAAACAUAAUGCUGUGAUAGAACACUUAAAACAAAAAAAGACUAUGACUCCCGCUGAAAGAGAAGAAAAUCAGAGAAUGAUAGUCUGUAACCAGGUGAUGAAGUUUAUUUUGGAUAAGAUAGAUAAAGAAGAAAAACAGGCAGCUAAGAAACGAAAACGGGAAGAGAGUGUGGAACAGAAGCGUAGCAAGCAAAACGCUACCAAGCUAUCAGCUCUGCUCUUCAAACAUAAAGAACAACUCAAAGCUGAAAUAUUGAAAAAGAGAGCACUACUAGACAAAGAUCUUCAAAUAGAAGUGCAGGAAGAGCUAAAGAAAGACCUCAAUAAAAUUAGGAAAGAAAAGGAGAAAGCACAGGCUGCAGCUGCUGCAACUGCAGUAGCAACCCCACCACCACCGCCACCACCACCAACCCCACCAACCCCACCACCUCCACCGCCACCACCACCACCACAGCAUUCAGUCAAUGUCACAUCAACUCCGAUAUUGCCCAUACCUAUAUCUUCCCAGAAAAGAAAAAGAGAGGAGGAGAAGGAGUCUUCAGCUUCCAAAUCCAAGAAAAAGAAAAUGAUUUCCACUACCUCAAAGGAAACUAAGAAGGACACAAAGCUUUACUGUAUCUGUAAAACGCCUUAUGAUGAGUCUAAGUUCUAUAUUGGCUGUGAUCUUUGUACUAACUGGUAUCAUGGAGAAUGUGUUGGCAUCACAGAAAAGGAGGCUAAGAAAAUGGAUGUGUACAUCUGUAAUGAUUGUAAACGGGCACAAGAGGGCAGCAGUGAGGAAUUGUACUGUAUCUGCAGAACACCUUAUGAUGAGUCACAAUUUUACAUUGGUUGUGACCGAUGUCAAAAUUGGUAUCAUGGGCGCUGUGUUGGUAUUUUGCAAAGUGAAGCAGAUCUCAUUGAUGAGUAUGUCUGUCCACAAUGCCAGUCAACUGAGGAUGCCAUGACAGUACUCAGUCCAUUGACAGAUAAAGAUUAUGAAGGACUAAAACGAGUGCUACGUUCCUUACAGGCUCACAAGAUGGCAUGGCCUUUCCUAGAGCCAGUGGAUCCUAAUGAUGCACCAGAUUAUUAUGGUGUUAUCAAGGAACCAAUGGAUCUUGCCACUAUGGAAGAAAGAAUACAGAAACGGUAUUACAAAAAGCUGACAGAAUUUGUGGCAGAUAUGACCAAAAUUUUUGAUAACUGUCGUUACUACAAUCCAAGUGACUCCCCAUUUUACCAGUGUGCAGAAGUUCUUGAAUCAUUCUUUGUACAGAAAUUAAAAGGAUUCAAGGCAAGCAGAUUGUGAUAUCUUUAGUCUGAACUUUUUAACUGGAAUCAGAGCUGGAUGUUGGGGGUCACUCAUUCUUUCAUUGUACCAUGUCAUAUACUUAAUUCAAACCCUGCCUCCAGAAAGUUCAGAUUAGUUAACAGAGUUUUUAAAUGUUUUAAGAUGUAUCGCAGUAAGCAAUCAUUUCCUAGCAGCCAUGUUGAACAAUGUAUUAAAAAAAAUUAUUGUAAAUUCUGGGAAUACUGUAUUAAAAAAGUCUUGCAACAUAAAGUCUGUUGGCUUAGUUAGUCCUGGAAACUCUGUACAGUAUUUUCAUCAUACUAACUACAGUUGUGAAUAAAACUGUGAAGUUUAGAAAGGAGAUUGUCUGAAUUUUUAUUAGAAAAAUGUGAUUUUAAUUACUGUUAAAUGUGCUCUUUUUUUACAUCUCAGAUUUCCCCUACCCCCAACAACCCAUAUCAAUGUAAAUUAGUUUGUACAUAUUUUUUAACCACAAUGAUGAUACUUCUUGUAAAUGUCUUUUUCCCUAUGGCUAAAAAUUUUGUAACCUUUAUUAGUAAAAUAUAUUUUUAAGUCUUGGAAUUUUCCAGAAAAAAAAAUCAUGUUUAGUGUACAGUAAAAAAUUUUAAUUCAGUAGGCUAAAAAAAAAAUUUCUGAAUGUCAAAAAUAAUUGUCUCCAUAGUAUUGGCUGCUUCCCCUCCGACUGAUUAACCUUGGUUGGCAUAGGCUUAGAGCCUCAUUGUUCUCCAAAAUGAAGGGUGCUUAAUUGUUCCCUUUUUUCUGUAUUCUGCAGGUCUCAUAACAACAAACUGCAGUCUACAGCUUCUUAGAGUUCAGCGUGUUAACCUAAUGCAAAACACAGCAAGAAUCUGGUUAUCUGAAAAGUUUAAAAUUAAGAAGCCAGGAUGUUUUUAGUCAGGUUCUCCUGACAAGACUUGACCUAAACUUCGUUUUUAUUGGUCACAAAAGUCAAAUUAUAUUCUUGGCCUGUUUUGUCCAGCGGACAAAGGAAAACAAAAUCAACACCAUAUUCUUGUCAAGAUCAAAUUGUUUUACUAUUGUGGCAGAAGCGAGAAAACUUUGUUUAUUGAAAGAGAGAAAAAGAAAGCAAGAAUAAGGAUAAAUGGGGUCAAGUUUUAACUCCAUGGAAAUGCCACGUCUGCUCUUCAGUGAAGAAGCUGGUUUAAAGUCACACAGAAAACUUUGACUGUAUUUAUUUAUUGUUGCAAAAAAGACGCUUUUUUUAUUGCUGCCCUCAUUUGUCAGCUAAUUAUUUUUUCUUAAAAAAAAAAAUCCAGCCCCGGUUACAUGUAAUCCAUUCUGUAUCUUAUCAUGAUUCCUGUAGGUAAAAGUACAAGAGACCUCUAGAUGUCUUUUCUUUCUAUGAAAGGAGCUGCUAUGUACACAUGUGCACACACACACACACACACACACACACACACACACACAUACACACAAAAAAACUGGGAAUCAACAAUGAGUUUAUUGUUCAUGCUAGAUAAAAAUUAAGCUUGCAUAAAGGUUGGGCUAAGUGGUCAUGGACUACAGACUCUGUUGCCUUGAAUAAAACAGUACAAUAUGUCAUUUACUCUGCACCAGACUGAAAUGAGUAAAAUCUAUUUGAAGGUAUCUUGUUUGUAAACAUUUGUCAGAUUCUAAUUUUUUUCUUUUUGUAUUAAAAUUCAAAAUAUGGAUGUAUAUGAAACAAAAUAAAUGGAGAUAAUUUUUCUCCCACAGAUGGAAGUGUCUUUGAAUGUGUGGUACUGAUUGUAAGCUUUGGUGGGGUGGAAAGGGACUCCAAAAGGGCAAUAAAGAACAGAAGAAACUAAAUAUGACUGUUUUCCCCAAGAAGGUGGCCCUGUCUUUUGUCAUUCCCAAUUCCUUAUUACUUCAAAAUAGUCAACAGGGGUGCCACACCUGCUGCAUCAAUGAAUGCUUGAGGUCCAUAUAGUGGGAAGCAGAGUAUCCCACAGGAAUGAAAGACUGCUUACUUAAGUCUAGAAUAGCUUGUGUUUGUGUUCUUCAGAGAAGGAAAGGUAGUAUGAAAGUGAAAUCAACUGAAGUUCUCCAUGCAAGUUUCUCUUGCUUUUAAUGAUCUGUGCUUACACUGCAUUUUUCUGCAUUAUAUUAACAGCUGUUAUGAAAUCUGCUGCUUGGCUUAUGUAGCCUUGCAAAAAUAUUACUAGGUUUUGCACUAAUUCACAUUAGCUUUGUCCUCCUAAGAUCUGGAGUUUGCCUGAGAAUUUUUUUAAAAGCCUUUCCCCAGGUUUAAUAUCACCCCCGCUAUGCAAGCCCCUUUCCAGUUCUUAGUUUCCUGAAACUAAGUGUAAGACAUAGCUAUGGAUCACAACUCUUUCUUAUUACAGGCUCAGGUGUACAGGUUAUUCUGGGGUUCAUUUUAUCUAAUAAUUAUUAGACCAGUUUUUUGUUUGUUUAUAACAGAUGUCACUUAAAGAAAACUGUUCAAUGUGAAAACAACGUUUAUGCUUCUUAAAAUAAUUAAGAUAAAAGUAGUUGCAUUAAAGUUAUGUUGUCUGACUUUUUUAAUGCUACAUAUUGUAUGCAUUUGCUGAUGCAAGAACCCUACGUUUUUAAUGUUAUGAAAUUAUUUUGCAUCUCAUCACAUCACAGUAUUUCUGUACUAUUUAUUCAUAUAUAUACAUAUAUAUAUAUAUAUAAAAAUAUAUGGAUUUAAUCAUUUAAAACUUGUUGCGGAAAGAACUUUCCUACCCGUAGGCAAUAGAUUGCUAUGUUUUUAACAAUUGUGGCAAACUCUAAAGAGUAAUUUUUUGUACUUAAUAGGACAUUUCAUCCUAGACAAAUAAAGUAAUGUUUUUGACAUUG
This is a messenger RNA of Phascolarctos cinereus (koala), 12234 nucleotides long. RefSeq names its product bromodomain PHD finger transcription factor (gene BPTF). Gene Ontology annotation, cellular component: NURF complex. Gene Ontology annotation, biological process: regulation of transcription by RNA polymerase II. The record is from RefSeq and is a predicted model, not a curated record. Gene Ontology annotation, molecular function: RNA polymerase II cis-regulatory region sequence-specific DNA binding; zinc ion binding. NCBI's taxonomy places the organism in Eukaryota, Metazoa, Chordata, Mammalia, Diprotodontia, Phascolarctidae.